This is a messenger RNA of Paramuricea clavata, 11775 nucleotides long. Lineage: Eukaryota; Metazoa; Cnidaria; Anthozoa; Malacalcyonacea; Plexauridae. The record is from the annotation of a GenBank genome assembly.
AUGAAAGACAGAGAAAAUACCUUUGGUGAUGAGAAUUGGUACACUGGUCCAGAUAUGUCUCCAGAAUCAGAUUUCCAGAGGAUUGAAAAUGGAGACAAGAAAAUUUCACAAUUUGUAGAACAAGUUCGAAAAAUAGAUGCAGGUAAUGGUAUAUUAAGAUUAAGAUUAAGAUUAAGAAUGAUGUAUGGGAUAAUAGCAAACAAAUCGGUUAGCGCACUACCAAAAGAGUCAAAAUGAACUCAAACGAUUCAUAAGGAGUGGUUCUUCAUGCGGUCAAAUUUUACAGUGCAUUACCUGACGCCAUGCUUCUGUCUGGAUUGUGUAGUAUUCUACAACACCAUGUGUAGUUGACACUAAAUAAAUCAUUCUAGGGAUUGAAAUUUACGUUUAUUUCUAAUUUAGUAAUUUACAACCGGAAGAGUAGAUUUUGAUAUUUAAUAUUCCGUCAGAAGACCCACAAUUCCUUAAUCUAUGUGACCGCCAAGAAUUUAUCAAAUGAAUUAUCUGUUGUGUAUUAUUGCUCUAUUACCCUAACUAAUGUUGUUUUUGACGACUGGGUAGACUGGUGCCAGUCUGAUAUUAUAAAUUUAUAUUAUAACUAUAAUACGAAAUGUAGCUUGAGUUCAUGAAGUUCCCAGAACUGUUCCGUCAGGUAUUUUAUUACAGAAUAGUGGAAUAGUGUAAAUUUUGAAUCCUGACAUUAUCAUAAUCAUUUGAAUUAAAUAUGUAGGUAGAAACCAUAAGAAUGACUAUGUAAUCUUGGUACAAAUAAAGGCUUCUUCUUCUGAUUAAAGGAAAAGAAAAUCUUAAAGAAUAUUCUGGUUAUGGUGACACUUGGAUGACAGAUGAUAUUCUCGCCACGCCUGCUCCAAGAAGUAUGGCCAUGAAUAUAGCAACUCGGAAUGAAACUCGCGAUGGAAACGAUAAAAUUCUUAGAAGAAACAAUGCUAUGUCUAAAGCACCGUACAAUAUGGACCCACAAGGCAACGUACCCGAUUUCUCCGCCGCAAAUGAAAACGGUUAUACUUUAGGGGAUUAUACAUUCUCCUCGCCUCUUGUACCACAAGAAGUAUCCAAAGAAACGAAUACAGAUAGUGCCUUUGAUUCUGAUAAAACUCCUAACUUGCAAACAACGGUAAAUAAAGCAAAAACUGGUGAAAAUAUUUUAACAAUAUAUAACACUGCCUACAAAGUCAAACAGGCUACAGGGAAUGUGGGCAAUGGGGAUUCAAUGAAAAACAUGUCUUCUGAGCGUAAUAUCACUUCUUUGUCUCAUCAAGAUAUAACAGCAAACAAUUCCGUAGUAUCUUCAGUUGGCUCGCCUUUAUACAUACAAAACGAAAGUUUACAAAAUGCCAGUCUCAAAGGUAAUGAUGGUUCUGAUAAAAGGAUUACCCCAUGGCCAAAGAUGAAUACAACUGAAUCAGAAGAGAAUAAGAUUCAGUCACCCCAAAUAAGCAAUGGCGGAAAUGGAUUGGACUAUGGUAGUCUUAAUGACAGAAAUGCGUCUGGGAUUACGGGUAACGGUAAUAUACCUUACCGAAUUAGUCAGGCUGGUCGACUUAAUGACAAAAUUGGUCUUGGAAAUACGGCUAAUGGUAAUUUAUCUUAUAUUAGAGUCGAUGGAACUAGAGUGCAAAACAAUGAAACAAGUAAAAAUUUUUCGAUUUCUGGUAAUAAUACUCGAUUUGCAGAUUCAAGGGUUUCUGGUAAUGGCACUACGAGCGGAAACAUUCGGAACAGCACCAGUAUUACUUCUCACCCAUUCUCGGAUCUGAUUGAUAAUCAAAGUAAUGAUAAUAUUGGAACCAAUAAUAUUGGUAAUAUUGGGGAUUCCAAACCAUCACACCUAAUAUCUGUGGGUUUGGGACCAAAUGGUUUUGGUGCAAGUCCAAUGCCUGACCCGAAUCUCGAAAGUGCUGAUUCAUUGCCUAACCCGAUGGGUAACUCUAAUAACUUCGGUUACCCCUAUAAUAAUAAUAAUCAGCCUCUAAAUGAUCACCAUCACCAAGCCAUGGGGACAAAUUCAGAACUCGAUGAUAUUGGUGCUGAUAACAAGCUUGUAGGUAAUUUAGGUGAUAUAAAUUGGUCCUAUAAGAAAUACAACGGUGAUGAUCUGAACAAGGAACACGAGUUUAUUCAAAAAUUUUAUUUGGGCGACACUGAAACGAGAAAUAGUGAGAAAAGUGAUGAUUAUAAUGCAGAUAAACUUCAAAAAGCCGACGGUAUCCAGUCAUUUUUUACACCGCCAUAUCGAAAAGUGGAAGGUAGACAUUUACCUAGGAUAUAUCGUCAAAACAAUGACAAUAGCAAGAAGCCAUUGAUGGCGAUCAACGGGAAAAAUUUGAAUACAUUUCAGAAAGUUGACAGUAAUCCGUUUCAUGCUGGUCAUUCAAUUUUCCCACCGCAGUAUAGAAAUGCAAAUAACCAUGGAUCGAACUCUUUCCAGGGAAGCAAUAAUAUACCUAAGCUUGGUGCUGAAUCACUUGGAAUACACAGCAAUUACCUACAUAAAAACAGACCAAAUUACGAACCAUCAGGAAAAUUGGCCACAGACACAUCAGGCUGGCUUAUCGAGCAACGAGCGAGUAAUAAUCCCCUCGGUGGUGCCAUUGACCAGCAUAUUACUCCUGAUAUUCCUUUUCCUCAAGACCGUAGAUUCGGGAAAGAAUUUGAUGACGAAAAUCAGAUCGGCGAAACUGAUCUCCUCGAUGAAAAGCCCCAGAGAUUCCACAAAAAUAAUAAUAAAGGAGAUGGAGUAAUGAUGAAUGUAAACCGGGUUGGUGCUAUGCAAGGUAACAGAGUAAUACAGAAGGGAAUACAAAUAAAAGGAGUCCGUCCCAAAGUAGAACCGCAUUCACCACACAUGCUCGACCAUAAUAAAUCGCCAUACUACCUUCCAUUGGGCAGAAAGUUUGAACAGAAUUAUAAUCAGAAUAACAGAAUGAUGCAGGAAAGUAACCCUAAAGGCCUUUCCACUUUACAAUUGUCACCGCCAUACAUGGAUUACCACCAUAAUAAGCGGCCCUACUACCCUGAAGUGCCCAGAAAAAUUGAACAGAAUUAUCAUCAGAAUAACAGAAUGACGCAGAAGAGUAUGUCUAAAGGCCCCUCCAAUUUACAGCUAUCGUCACCAUCUACCUGGCUUGAAUUUCCAUCAGAUAGGUAUCCAGAAAAGCUUGCGAAAUUACAGGGAAACUAUAAUGAAAAUAACGGAGUAAUCCAAAACAAUGCUUCCGAAUUUUCUACCCAUAUCCAGGAUUCAUCAAUGCUUACAGGGAAAUUUUUCAAGCCAAGUAUCCGUGCAGAAAGGCUUGGGAAAUCAGGACAGAAUGAUAACCGUAAUAAUAGAGUCUUGCCAAAAGGUGACAAUAAAAAUCCCAUGAACUUGGACUUUUCAUCAGCGAACACAAAAAAUGGUAAUGAACAGGAUCAUUUUACUCAGAUUUUUGCAGACAAUAAUAAUGCUCACAAACACAGAAAAAUGUCCAACGGAGAUAUUCAAGCUUCAAAAGAGACACAUCAUUCUCUUUUGAAUCACAGAAAGCUCCAGAGAAAUAUCACCAAAGAUCUUGUAAGGCCCCAAGAAACGGGACAAAAUGUCUUUAACAGGAAAAAAAAUUUGCAAGUUGGUGAGAGUUUGCUAAAGGCAGGAAAAUUGAAGGGUGCUGAUAACAACAACAACUACAAUUUUGAACGUCAAAACAAGAGUGAAUCGUCUGUGAACAAGAACCAUGAAGAAAUUACAUUGAACAUGGAUAAAAGUGAUCAUCGACCUAUUUUGAAUGACAAGUCGCCUUUAUUUUUGAAGCAAGCCAGUAAACCAUAUUCGUACCUCGGUGGGAGUCAUUUCUCAAAUGGUGGUUAUAUUCCAGGAGGUAUGACUGCUGGCCAGGUUGGGAACGCUGGUCCCCUUGGUCAUACGCUUAUUGGGAAAGCUAAUGGUGGUUCCUGGGAAUGGGGCUUUAAUGGCGGUGGUGGUAAUGGUGCUUUCGGUGGAGGUGGUAAUGGUGCUUUUGGUGGUGGUGAUGGUGGUAAUGGUGGUAAUGGUGCUUUUAGUGGUGGUAAUGGUGGUAAUGGUGCUUUUGGCGGUGCUAAUAGUGGUUUUGCUGGUGGUAAUGGUGCUCUCGGUGGUGGUAAUGGUGCUUUUGGUGGUGGUCGAGGUGGUGCUAAUAGUAGUUUUGCUGGUGGUAAUGGUGCUCUCAGUGGUGGUGGUAAUGGUGCUUUUGGCGGUGGUGGUGGUAAUGGUGCUUUUGGUGGUGUUAGAGGUGGCGCUAAUAAUAGUUUUGCUGGUGGUAAUGGUGCUCUCGGUGGUGGUGGUGGUGGUGGUAAUGGUGCUUUUGGUGGUGGUGGUGGUGGUGGUAAUGGUGCUUUUGGUGGUGGUAGAGGUGGUUUCGGUGGUGGUGGUAAUGGUGGUUUUGGUGGCGGUGGUGGUGACAGUAAUGCUACUUUUGGUGUUGGUGGAAAUGGUGCACUGGGAGGUGGUUUUGGUACUAUGGGUGGUGGACGUUUAGGAAUGGGUGGUGGUAUAGGAGGUGGUGGUAUGGGUGGAGGUGGUGCGAUGGGAGCAGGAGGUGCAAUGGGUGGUAGUAUGGAAGGUGCAAUGGGCGGUGGUAUGGGUGGUGGUGUGGGAGGUGGUGGUAUGGGUGGCGGUAUGGGAGGUGGUGGUAUGGGAGGUGGUAAUAUGGGUGGCGGUAUGGAAGGUGGUGGUAUGGGAGGUGGUGCGAUGGGAGCUGGCAUGGGAGGUGGUGGUAUGGGUGGAGGUGGCGCGAUGGGAGGCGCUGCAAUGGCAGGUGGUGGUAUGGGAGGUGGUGGCAUGGGAGGUGGUGGUAUGGGAGGUGGUGAUAUGGGUGGCGGUAUGGAAGGUGGUGCGAUGGGAGGUGGUGCGAUGGGAGGUGGUUCGAUGGGAGGUGGUUCGAUGGGAGCAGGAGGUGCAGUGGGUGGUGGUAUGGGUGGUGAAAUGGGCGGUGGUGCUAUGGGAGGAGGUGGUGGUGGUGGCGCUUUUGGUGGUAGCGCCAUUGAAAGUGCUGCCGGUGGUGCAGCUGGCGGGGGCGGUGCAGCUGGCGGUGGUGGUGCAGCUGGCGGUGGUGGGGCAGCUGGCGGUGGUGGGGCAGCUGGCGGUGGUGGGGCAGCUGGCGGUGGUGGGGCAGCUGGCGGUGGUGGUGGGGGUGGGUCUCACUUUAGUGGAGAUACGUGUUCUGGAAGUCCAAGUGAUGACAAAGAAGAAGAUGCAUUUCCAGGUAUUUAAAGCUGGUUUACCAGUGAUGAUUAUUUUCUGUGUAAGACAAGUCAUAAUAGCAUAAAUUCUACAGUUCUUGAGUUACUUCACAUAUUAUUUAGUUUGCAUUAGCCUGUACACUCUUACUCUCUUUACAUUGCCGAUGUCAUCUAACACCCUUAACCUAAAAUUUCUGAUGUGUGACAUAUGUUAAUGGUUGAAGAGUUUUGUAAAUGAAACUGUAAUUUCCAUUUACAAGAACUGUUAGGUCUUUUUGUAUGACGGAACUUUUUCUAAGCCGCAUUUUAAUUAUUCUGUGUUUGAAUAAUUAGACCAUAGAUUUAGUAAAAAAAAAUUUUAAUAACUACGUUUCGGAGUAUAACUCCAUCUUCAUUCUUCAGGCGUUGUUUAUUAAUGAACGAGAACAGUUGCUCAGGAAGUACGUGUGAUUGUGAGAUAUAUUUAUCUCAAACUCAUUAAUAAUUCAUGAGUAAAUUAGCCAACCAUAUUGCUUUAUUUUGCUCACAUGAUAAUACUGAAUACCUGAUGAAAUAUAUUGAUCCAGUCCUUGGACUGGAUCAAAAUUAGUUAAGUAGUGAUUUAUUUUUUUCUGUGUUGGUGUUGUGUACUCAGGUGAAUACUAUGAUGUUUGUGAUGUUACUCUGAGUGUAUAUCCGCACCGGGCGAGCUUGAAAAAUGUGCCCGGCCACGGUGGGAAUCGAACCUACGACCUUUGCAAUACUAGCCCAAUUAGUGAUUUAUUUGUUUGAUAUGUCAUUUCAAAUCCUCCAAUUCGGACUGGACUAGAUUUCAAGUCCUCGCAUUUUGAUCCAGUCCUCGGCUCAAAUUGCGCAGACUUGAAACAGUGAACUCCAUUUAGAUUGGAACGAUAACUUGGCCGCCAUCUUUGAAGCCAAUAUGAAGCCGAAUUGACGUACAGUGCCAGUCCCUCCGUACAGUGCCAGUCCACUGACGUACAGUGCCAGGCCGACAAAAACAAUAGAAACGGACUGGCACUGUACGUCAAUUCGGCUUCAAAGAUGGCGGCCAAAUUAUAGUCGGUUAUCGUUCCAGUCUAAAUAGAGAUAACUGACUUGAAAUCUAGUCCAGUCCUCACAGUCGGAUUUGAAAUAUUACGUUUAAUUCAUGCUAAACCUGAUUUGCAUAUUGUUAUUUUACUUUUUUUAAAUAACAAUAUGCAAAUUAGGUAAAUGCAUGAAUUAAGCAUGCGUGAUAGGCAUUGGUGCCAAAAAUGAAAGUUUCAACUGCUUUUGGAAGGAUUUAAAAUUGAGUAAAUUUUCUGAAAUUUGGACCAUUGAUAAAACACGUAACAAAUUUCUCGCCCGUGAACUCAAAAUGAGUUUUAUACUUUUAAAUUUCACGCGCAAGCAAUUUUUAACUUUGCUAAAAAAGACACCCCGGCCCGUCGCUGCUCUGGAAAAUUUAUCUUUGCCAAAAUGUGUUGUUUAUUCUACAUUAUGAGUACCCAAACAAUCUAUAUUUAUCAAAAAUUUCACGAAAUGAACGGAUUUGUGAAAUUGAGAGCCGUUUCAAAUUCGUCUACUUACUUUUUUAUACUUCCUGCUUUUUAAUUAAUAUCGUUUCUCCUUUUAGCUGCAAUGGACGUGGUGUUCUUAGUCGAUUCUUCCAAGGCAUCGCUGUUUAAUGAUAUAAAAGAUUUCAUCAAAUCAUUUUCGCACAAGUUCUUGGUAGAACCGUCAGCCACUCGAGUUGCCUUGAUAGCGUACGGCUCAGACGCUUCUAUUCUGUUUGGUUUUACCCGCUACUGUUGUAGAAAGGAGCUGGACAAAGCUUUGGAUAAGCUGGACUAUCCGUCUUUCGUUGCGCGCAGAUCUGAUACUGGGCAUCGUGAUCAAAAGUGGAAACGAUUCUUAAAACACGCCGAGACGAAUAACACGCACGCGAUGUAUUCAAAUGUGACGGGAAAAGAGAACGGUAAAUGAAAAACAUUUAUUAUAGUCCGUGGGCUGUUGGCCAAAAUUAUUUCGAUUCGUGGCACCCAUGUGGGAAAUACUUGGUUUCGGGUUUACUUGAAAGGUAUAUAGGUACAUCACUACCAAAAAAAAGUUCCCAAGCAAAAAAGUUGCCCAAUACUGAGAAAAUGGGUGAUCAAUGAUUAUCUUCUAUUAAAUUGUAUUACAGCAAAAAAUGGGAAAUUUUGUACUCAAUUAAAAUAAAAAAUUACUUGCAUUAUCGGAAAACGUACAAAAAACCGCAUAUAAGACUUUUAAACAGUUUUUUGAUUUUUCAAAUAGUCUUUGAAUGUGAAAAUUGGCAAAAUGUCGUUUUGAAUGUGAAAAUUGGACCAAAAUGUCGCAAUAAGGACUGGGUACUAGGUUAAAAACGCGUUACAUAAAAAAUACACAUACAUCUAUGAUUGCAGGAUUGGACAACAGAAUCCCAUACUAAGUCCAUCCAUCUAACACUAAAACACGACAUAUUACGGACUACAAAUUGGACAGCGUAAUACUGAUUUUACAGGCCUUUACACUAUGUAAAACAUGCAAGAAUAAAUACUACACUACUGUGAAAUUAUUUGCGAGGUUCAGAUUUGACCACCACCAGCACCACUAGUUUGAAACCACUAAUCCAUGCAAACCAGGUCAGCGAACAGAUCUGAGGACAGAUCGAUAAGCGUCUUAGCAUGUCGUUUCGCUUCAUUUCUUUUGAAUUAUGACCAUCCGAAUAAAUCAGUAUACUAUACUUGACUAUACUAUACUCUAUACUUGACCGCUCACAAUUCAAAAUAAAUUGAGCGAAAAAGAGUGGAAAUCCAACUUAAGUUAGCUUAUAGGGGCUGAUCACAUGGAGAGUUUUCAGCCCGGGCUGAAUUUCAUUCCGGUUUCCCGGGCCAUGGACAGUUUUCAGCCGGACCUAAGGAUCAUGACAGAAAUUUCAUCUCGGGGUAAGGUUCAGCCUGGGCUGAAGCUACCCAGGCUGAAAAUCGAAAAAAAAAAAACGUUUAGUGGCUUCAUUUCUGUCUGUUUUAGUAAUAAUAGAUAUGAACAACAUUUUAGAUUCUUCGAAGAUGCCCCUCAAAUUUUAACUCACCCUGGGCUAAUCGUGAAACAAUUUCAGCUCGGUUUAACUGGGUUGAAAUUCAGCCCGGGCUGAAAACUCCCCAUGUAAUCAGUCCCCCUAGUUUAGGUUUCCUUUCGUAGUAACACUGAAUCAAUAGAGCGUUUGCACUGGGACCAACUCACCAAAAGCCAUGGCGGCCAUGUUGGUGUUAAAAUUCUUUUGAAUUGGACGUCAUGUGCAAACCCUCUAUACUCAUGAAGAGAUGUCCUUACUGAACCUCCAGGAAAAAGGUUAAGACAGAACUAUGCUUAUUCAUUUAGAUAUUCACUAGUUUCUCUAAUCUUUCUUUGUAGAUAAAAGAAAUGAAACUUCCCAAGAUGUACUAAAGAAAAGACAGUUCUCUACUGCUCACAAAAGAGACGACGGCUCAAAGGCUGUUGUCAUGGGUCGCGGACUUCAGACGGCUAUGGUCCUUUUCCAUGAUCCUACCGUACGCCAAGAUGUCCCACAUGUUCUCAUAGUUGUGAGCUACGCUCCCUCGGCGGAUAACUUCCUGCCUCCCUCGCUGACAAUGAGACAUGAUGGCAUUGAUAUAUUUGGAGUGGGUGUCGGUCAGUAUUUUGGCAAAAUGCAGUUGCUGUUGAUGACCAGUAUUCCAAAGUUCAGGCAUUUGUUUAAGGCGAAGUCGUCUUCACAAUUGAAGUGCCUGGCUGCCAGCGUUGCAGAUAAAGUUAUACGAGGUAGGAAAACCGGUACUGUUAUAUGUACCUUGAGUUCACAAAACAGGUUAUUAAAACUAUUUUAGCACAUGAGUAAUUCAUUCAGAAAGGACUAACUUACAUUUUGAUAUAUAACACUUGAAUUUACAUGCAGUAUUGAGCGAGAUACAACCAAAAUAAAAAUGUUUAUUAUUGAACAAGCAUAACUACAUCGGUCAAAACUGCAUGGAUAUUUUUCGGACAGGCUGCAAACGUACACACCGCCGUAGUUGGAUUCAGAUACAGUCCGACUUCUAAAAACUGGAUAUUUGCUUUUUUAUUGUAUUGUUCUUGUUGGGGUCGGUUGUCAAUUGGGAAAUUCUCCUGUUACCUUCUCCUGUCAUUGUUUCUGUAAAUAUGUAAUUGUCCUUUGUUGUAAUUGUGACAAAUUCAUUAAAUUAAAUUAAAUUAAAUCGGUAAUCAUGAGGUUGUUUUAUGCUAAUUUUUGGAAAUUUCAAAAACAGUUGUUUAACGUUCAAACAUCAAUAGCGCAGUCAAUAUUGGAUGUAAAUUCAAGUGCUAUAUACCAAAAUCUAAGUUUGUCCUUUCUGAAUGCAAUGAUCUUUACUUCAUUGCGAUAGCUUUUAUAGCUUUUACGUUACAUGCAAUCAAACAGUGUCCAAUUUUUUUGGGGGAAACGCGGUAUACUGUAUUCAUAUACAACGAUUUUAUUUCAUGACAAAAACUCUAUUGUGUAAACGAGUUUAAAAUCAAAAGAACCUAUUCUCAGCAGCAUGUUCUGCUGUUUUUUUUGUGUAUUUUCUUCUUUUUUACAUUUUGUUUGUUCAUGUACGGACUUGUUGCCCAGCGGCAUGCAUUGCAUUUAUCUAAAACCACGUGUCCUCAAAUCAGUGUUUACCCUAGGUUUAUAACAGUAAUGGUUAAUUCACCUCUUUUACGUUCAUAAUCUUUCACUUCUAUUUUUUACAGAUAUUCAAUCUCGUCUAUGUCCGAUCUGUGCGCAUCGUAAGUUUAUAUAAAAUUUAUGAAAUGUCAUUGACAUUGCACACAACUCAUAAGCACUUCACUGUAAAACACUCACCAAGCGUCUACAACUGUGACAACAGUGUCGAGGAGUUGAAUCAACUCCGCUUUUGGUGACAGAAUAACACUUUUAAAAUGACACAUUCGUGAUUAAUUGCUUCUCCUUUUGUUAUGCAUUGCUUUAAUUAGUCGCAUGAAAAUAUUCAAUUUCGACAGACAAUUUUGUGACUCAUUUGCUCAAUUGUUCUCUAUAAUGAAUGAAAAACAUGUCAUUCAACACAGAGUGUAUAUCCACACCGGGCGAGCUUGAAAAAUAUGCCCGGCCACAGUGGGAAUCGAACCUACGACCUUUGGAACACUAGCCCAAUGCUCUCCCAACUGAGUUACAUUCAACAGCCAAAAGCCUGAUCUUUAUUAUUAUGAGAAAUUACGUUCAUGGAUUGCAUUUUUUUGGACACCCUGUACUAUGUCCGGUUAGAUAUAAUAGCCCCUUUGUAUGAAGCAGAGCACAACCAUUCGGUCAUCCAGUCAUGAUCCAGUGACCAGUCUUUUCAUUGUUUUGAAAAUUUCGCUGUUCUCCAUGGCAUCCAUUCACUCAUUAUUUUGAUAUAUAUUUGACGUUGGGGUGUAUUCUUUAGUAAAUCUUCCUGUUUGUAUCUAUUUCUUCAGAGCCACAUCAUGCAGCAUGUGCAUCCUGUGUUAACCACGAUGAUAUACCUAACGAAGCCAUAGCUGGUCCAGUUAUCCAUCAACCAUCCGCUCAGCUUUCCCUUCCUAUCCACACUUUUCCUAGCAGAAUCCUCACACCACAACAGAUGUACCCAAUGUUUCCCAAGGCAGUGUUAAUGCCCAGGCCGGGAAUAAUGUUAGGACCAGGAACCAUGCCAAGACCAGGAAUCAUGCCCAGGUAUUAUUUUACCCACUGAUCGGAUAACUAGAAAUGGAUGGGUAUCCGCUAUGGUCGCCAUAUUGUAGUCGCCACCAACAAUCUAUUGUGGUCGUUCUGACACGUUCGUCGUUGGAAGAGGUUCUUAAUUUAAGACCAAUUUACACCACAACUUUUGCCUAAAACUGUCGCAUGCAACCUGCCUACAACUGAAGACUGUCUAAAUCAAGCACACAACUCGCCUAUAACAACAUAGGCGAGUUGUAUGCUUGAUGUAAUAUAUGAACAACGAGAACGAGUGUUUCACCGGGAUAUCUAAACACGAGAAAACAAUGUAUGAUCACUCGUUGAAAAUUAGGCUCUGGGUUAGACGACUAAAGUCACUAAAGGGAGAGAUAUGAUUGGCUUCUCCUGCUAUUUCGCAGAAGUUGAGCAGUUUUCGGUAGGCAAAGGUAGUCUAUCAAAAUAUGUCAACACAAACACUUCGUUUGUAAUUCAUAAUACUUCUCUGAAAAUUGUCACGGGCGCUAAAGAGUCCAAAUUCAAGCGUAUGUGCUUUAGCAACUACUGCAAAUUUUUUUGCACUUCCGGUUCCGUGUACUCCUUUAUCUGGUUCUCUUCAAUCCAGGGCUGAGAAAGAUCUUGAUAUGAAAGAUAUUUUUACGACCGUUAUAUGAAAACCAUGCAGGCUUUAACUUUGGUUUCAAUUCAUUCAGGCUUGGAGGAGUUUUACAACAAAAUAUUUAUCCACUGAUGAGGCCGCCUGUGUCGGAUCAACCAUUCCAGAUAGCGUCAAGUCCAGUUAUGGAUGUAGGCUUCCUAAACCACAUCCCGAUUCAACAUGGACCUCCUCUAUCUGGUUCUCUUCGAUCCAGGAUUAAUGGUAU